AUGAACCUACAAACUUUUGAAUAUUUUCCAGCUUCAUACUCUCCAACCUCCUCUUAUCUAACAAAAUCUUCUAAGUGCAGAUCUUUUAUAAAUAGAUUUUACUUCUCAAAAGCAGCCAGAAUUUUUUUUGCAAUCCAAAUUCUCCUGUGCCUUUUCAGUAUGAUAUGAGUUUUAGCUCACAUAGGCUCAUUUCCCGGUAAUUUCUAAUCAGAGGAAAUAUGAUUUAUAACCCUUGAAGUCAUAAUUGGCAGCACAAUAAUCUCAGAGGUAAUGAUAAGAAUGUACUUAUUAGGAUUCAAAAAAUUUUUUAUAGGCUGCAAUAAUAUAUGUGAUAUAACUCUAUCAUUGAUUUGUGUAACAGAAAUCAUCAUAGCUUUUACAUCAAGAUCCUUAUUAGACGAUAUAGAAGGAGCUAUCGGGAUCAUGAUCUUGAUAUUAAGAAACAUUGUGAUAAUAUGAAGAGUUUUCAUGGUAAUUAAUAGGCAAAGAAGGACGCGCAUUAAUAGCGUACAUUUAGAAGUUAUCGGAGUCGGUGAUGAUGAAGAAAGAUAUGACAAAAUGCAUGAAAAUUUAAUUUUAAACAAAGAGUCUAUACAGUAUAUAUAUAGACCAAAGCUGGAAUCUCUAAAAGAAGAAGACGAAGCUAAUGAAAGCAGUGUAAAAACAGGCUCAAUUUGGGAAGGAAGAUUUGGAAAAUAA
This is a messenger RNA of Blepharisma stoltei, 699 nucleotides long. NCBI's taxonomy places the organism in Eukaryota, Ciliophora, Heterotrichea, Heterotrichida, Blepharismidae. The record is from the annotation of a GenBank genome assembly.